AUGUCUGUGCGGGGCAACGCACGCAGACCCGGGAGGUGGCUCCGCCGGCUCCUCAUGGCUUCUGGGGGCCUUUGCCUGGCCCUCCAGGCCGCGCCCAGCUUCACCGGAGUGGCACAGCUCUCGAGGACACUUCCGACACAGAGGUACGCUGCAUCGAAGGGCUUCGGCGACAGCGAGGCAGCUCCGGAGAAGAAUGCGAAGGAGGCUGGUAGCGGGAAGAAGACUAGCAUCAUGAAGAACAAGAAGUCUUCAAAGACGAAGGCGCUGACGAAGCAGCGCCUCAGUGACCUGCGAGACAAGACUUUGGCCCUGCGACAGAAGCGCGAGGAAGAGCUCGAUGAAUACGAGAUGGGGAAAGCUAUGAUCGCAAAGUACGGCCGCGAGGUCGCCGUGAUGCCACCACCAGUCGCAGAGCGUGUAGCGAAGCGAGGAAUGGUCAUCGGAGGCUCCUUCUAUGCCACCAUGCUCGCGGUGUUUGGAUUUGGAAUCGUCCUUUUCAAGACUCAGGAGAUCAUCAUACCGCCAACUCUCAUGGCAUUCGUGACUCUGGCGCUCCUGGCUCUUGCCAUCUUCGGUGGUGCCUACGGCAUGAUGUCUGCCAGCUGGGACCCUGACAAGGAGGGCAGCGCGCUGGGUACGGAGGAGUUCUCGGAGAACAUGCAGAUCCUGGGCGAGGGCUUCAGAAAAGCAACUUUGGAAGAGGAUUACGAGAAGGCGCUGGAGGCUCGGAACGAGAGGCGCAAGCUUCUCGAGGCCAAAGAGAAAAAGAAAACCGAGCUCCUCAACAAGUGA
Messenger RNA from Symbiodinium necroappetens, 792 nucleotides. The record is from the annotation of a GenBank genome assembly. Lineage: Eukaryota; Dinophyceae; Suessiales; Symbiodiniaceae.